Molecule: messenger RNA, 3081 nt
Organism: Sebastes umbrosus (honeycomb rockfish)
Lineage: Eukaryota; Metazoa; Chordata; Actinopteri; Perciformes; Sebastidae
Product: interleukin-1 receptor type 2
Exons: 10
Coding region: 17-1552 (511 amino acids)
Source: RefSeq, a predicted model, not a curated record
GUGUGUGUCAGCAGAUAUGAGCGGUGAGCUGUACAGUACACUGCGUUACAUUGGGAAACCUGAGAAAUUUCCAUCUCAGGGGGGUGGGAACCUUGAAAUAAGAGAGGCCAGGUUCCCCCUGAGAGCACAAAAACUGACCACGAGGAGCUACUUAGUCCACGCUGUCACCACGUCUGCUUCAUCACUCGUCACGCUGCUGUGGACGCCGCACUCACCUGUACGCCAUUUGUUUGCGUCCCUGCAGACUGCCAUCAUGGUCCGUUUGGUAUUGCUGUUUGCUGCGGUCUUCAUCGAAUGCGUUUAUGGAAGUCCCACACUACAUCCUCUACUUAUGGAAGACGGUUGCCACCAAGGUGCUACAGAGGUGACGAUAGUAAGAGUGGAGGGCGAGGCCAUAAUCCUCUCCUUCCCAAUGUUUGAGAGAGUCCUUGAAGUGCGCAACAUCGCCCCCCAAACAGCGAAGUACCUCAUCACCAAGGAGAAUGGGACAGAAGGUGCGGCGGUGGCGGCGACCUAUCAGGGCGAGGGUCGCGUUCAGCAGCGUAACAAUCAGUUGUGGUUCCUCCCAGCUCUGGCUAGAGACUCAGGGGAAUAUACCUGCACUUACAGAAACGAAAGCUACUGUGUAACUGGGAACAUCACGCUACGUGUGUACGAGUCCAGUUCUGUUGACAUGGAGAAGCUGUCCUACCCGAUCCAAGUCGUAGUGGGAGAAUAUCUGAGGCUCUCAUGUCCAUCUCUGAGUGACUUCAACAGCACAGACAGACUGAUAAAGUGGCACAAGGACUCCGGCCCCGCUGACCCUCGGCGAGGCAGAGCAGGCUCCUUCCUCCAGGAGAGAGGUAGACUAGUAAUUCCUGCGGUGAGGCGAUCCCAUGCAGGUGCCUACACCUGCCAGCUCAGAGCGCUCCUCAACAACCAGCAGUACAAAGUCAGCAGAACAGUCGUGCUCAGUGUGGAAGGUCUAGACCCUGUAAUCACCAGCACCACCACUGUGCCUGACCUCUCCAUGACCUCUAACCCCGGGCUGAGCAGCAGCAGCUACAACUCUGUUCUCUCUCCAGUAAUUCAACCGCCUGUGAUCGUCUCGCCACUGAAUGGAAUCGUUUUUGAAAGUCUUCAUGGUUCAGGAUUGGAGAUGUCCUGCAAGGUGCUCACUGAAUGUCAAAUGUCGGAUUCCACUGCGGUCACAUGGCUGGUCAAUGACCAAUCAGUGGAGUCAUCGUACCUUGAUGGACGGGCUCUGCAAGGCGGAAGGAGGGUAACCAGGGUGUCUGACGGCUGCCAGAUUGAGUUGAGUCUAGUUAUCGUAGAGAUGACAGACGAAGACAUGAAGACGGAGCUGAAGUGUGUCGCCCAGAACCGAGGAGGGAGACAGGAAGUGGUCGCACAGCUUCAACUAGAGGACUCCACAUUCACAUGGCUGAUGGUAGCUGCGGUGGCCGUGUCCUGCUUCCUGACUGUGGUUUCCAUCUUCCUCUAUGUCCUCUUCAAACCUAAAAGGAAAAACAAGAUGGAUUACAUCCUGGCCCGGCAGAACAGCACCUUCUAACACACUCACACCUCCAUAAACAAAGACCUUCUUUAAUGUGUUUGCUGUUACAUCAAACUAGUCUUUCAUACACGUGAUGUCGUGCAGUGACACCGCCACCGCGUCAGAUUUAGUGUCCAACACUCCUUUUACAGGGAUUCUGUGUUUUUAAAUCAGUAGCUGCUUUGUUACUUAUCAAUGUACGUGUUAAUGUGGCAUUUGGUUUAUUUAUAUUGUUGCAGCUAUUGCAGAAGUUUUCUUUCGUACAUCUAUCUCGUAUUGUCGUGGCAGAAGUAUUCUGCAAAUGCACAACAUACAAUUCAAUGUGAAGUCAUUUCAUUUUUUUGUUUUGUCAUUCAAACGCUCCGUCAAAAAUAUGAACUCAGCGGCCACUUGAGUCACUGUCAGAGAGGGUAUUUUUUAUAUUUGGCCAACCCAUUCACAAACAGGAGGGGACUAUUACAAACAGUUCACUAGCCGUUUACAUAAACUUAUUUUUAUGUGCAUUUUGAGGUAUCGCAUUAGAAACGGCAAAAUGCCUCAAUUGCUCCUAUGAGGUUAUUUUCUAUCUUUGUCGAAAAAGAGUGGAUGCGCUAAAUGGGAUAUGCCGAAUAAAUUCUGACGUAGCAAACAUUUAACUCAUAAGUGAUCGGCCGUUUCUGCUGUCAGCGUCUUCCCAGAUAUAUAUUUAUACCGUCUUUGUCUCCGGGCAGCAAAAACAUGAUCAAUACUAGCUGACAAGAAAGAACAAAACCCUGAAGACAUCUCUCCAUUUUUCUCUCGUAGAUGGUUAGAUGAGCAUUAGAUGUUUACGUCUGUUUACAGGCAGAUUACAGCCAUGUGUUGCCUAUAACGCCAACUUCUGCCCAAACUAUGCUUUGCAUAGCCUAGGUUAUUAAAUGCACCUAAUUCACAUUUCUUUUUUGCGACAUUUCAAAAGUUUGUUUAAAAUUCACUUGACAACUGAAUGAAAACAGGACUAAUGUAGCCCAGUUAAACACCACCGCAAACUACAACCUCAAUAAUAAACAUAUAGCUAUUUGUAAUGAAUAUCUCUCUGACAGUGUCACUUAGAUUUUGCAGGUGUACCCAAUAAAGUGGCCAAUGAGUGUAUGUCAUAAGCUGUAUAUAUACUGUAUAUGUGUGUGCUUUUUUCUAAAUGUAAUAAAUGUUCUCAGGGAAGCAUCUUGUACAGUAGAAACGUGUUCAGUCCAUUUGCACAUUUACAUGGUAAAUCUGACUAUAAUAAAAGAAAGUGGAGUGAGAAAAUACUCAGUGUUGAUGUGUAGGUUUGAUUGAAUAUAGGCUAGCAUUUACAAUGUUAUAAUCCUUUAAAAUAAGUGCUGCAUUACUUCAUUAUUAGGUAUUCAAUGGUGUUGAUGUUCUGGUGGAUAUUCUAAAAUCUAACAAUGCAUCAUUUUCAGUGCUUGUUGCAUACAAGACAUUAUGUGUUGGGAGUAAAAAGUACAAUAUUGUCCUCUGAAGCACGGUAGAAUAAAUGUACAAUGACUUAUAUAUCGGAAAUAUUAAUAAAGAGACACAACUUUAAA